Molecule: messenger RNA, 1766 nt
Organism: Triplophysa rosa
Lineage: Eukaryota; Metazoa; Chordata; Actinopteri; Cypriniformes; Nemacheilidae
Gene: selenbp1
Product: selenium binding protein 1
Exons: 12
Coding region: 101-1522 (473 amino acids)
Molecular function (GO): selenium binding; protein binding
Source: RefSeq, a predicted model, not a curated record
AACUCCUCCCACCUGCCAUUCUCCGGGCUGCAGCGACCACUACUUGGCUUGACUGCUUCCGUGCAACUUUCCUCGAGUCACUGCGAGUUAGUGCGCCAGAAUGGCUUCAACUUGCUCAGGAUGUGGACCCGGGUUUAAAACCCCUCUUGAUGCAAUGAAAGGGCCAAGAGAAGAGAUUGUCUACCUACCAUGCAUUUAUCGCAACACAGACAUCCAGAAACCUGACUACCUUGCAACUGUUGAUGUUAAUCCAGAGUCUCCAGAUUUUUGCAAGGUGAUUCACAGGCUACCCAUGCCAAAUCUGAAGGAUGAGCUGCAUCAUUCCGGUUGGAAUGCCUGUAGCAGCUGUUAUGACGACGCUUCUAAAAAACGCAAUCGUCUUAUUUUGCCCUCCCUGAUCUCAUCCCGUAUCUACGUUGUUGACGUGGGGACAGAUCCUCGGGCCCCGAGACUCCACAAGAUGGUGGAGCCUACAGAUCUGUAUUGGAAAUGUGGCCUUGCCAAUCCUCACACUUCUCACUGCUUAGGCAGCGGCCAGAUCAUGAUAAGUGCCAUGGGUGAUCCCUCAGGCAACGGAAAGGGUGGUUUUGUGCUGCUGGAUGGACAGACCUUUGAAGUUAUUGGCAACUGGGAGCAGCCGGGUGAAGCAGCACCCUUUGGUUAUGACUUCUGGUAUCAGCCUCGUCAUAACGUCAUGAUAAGCACUGAGUGGGGAGCGCCCAAAGCCUUGGGGAACGGCUUUAACCCUGCAGAUGUCAAAGCUGGUCACUACGGGCAGCGCCUUCAUGUGUGGGACUGGACAACACACAAGCGAAUUCAGACUUUGGAUUUGGGAGAGGAGGGUGCAAUUCCACUUGAGAUCCGUUUCCUACAUGACCCUGCUGCAUCCGAGGGCUUUGUGGGCUGUGCGCUGCAGGGCACGGUCUUCCGCUUCUACAAGACACGGAAAGGAGAUUGGGCAGCAGAAAGGGUCAUCAAAGUUCCAAGCAAAAAGGUUGAUGGUUGGGCUCUUCCUGAGAUGCCAAGUCUUAUUACGGACAUCUUAAUUUCAUUGGAUGACCGCUUCCUGUACUUCAGCAACUGGUUGCAUGGAGACAUUCGGCAGUAUGACAUCACUGACCGGAAAAAUCCACGGAUGGUUGGUCAGGUGUUUCUGGGGGGCAGCAUUUUAAAAGACGGACCUGUCAAGGUAUCGGAGGACAAAGAACUGGAUAGCCCGCCAUCGGCACGAGUGGUGAAGGGAAAGAGGAUACAGGGAGGGCCUCAGAUGUUACAGCUGAGCCUGGAUGGAAAAAGACUCUAUGUUACCACUUCGUUAUACAGUGCGUGGGACAAGCAGUUCUACCCAGACCUCCUCAAGGAGGGUUCUGUCAUGAUGCAGAUUGAUGUGGACACAGAUAAAGGGGGCCUGAAGCUCAAUGAGGACUUCCUUGUAGAUUUCGGAGCAGAACCAGAGGGUCCAGCGCUUGCCCACGAGCUCAGAUACCCCGGUGGAGACUGCACUUCUGAUAUUUGGUUAUAAAAUGAGACCAUGACAUCAUGUACUCAAUUAUUAUGAUCAUGUAUGUAGUGAUACUCAUCGAAGGUUUCACAUUAUUAUCAUGAUGCUAAUUGGUUGAAUGGACCAAACGCUUAGUAGUAUCAAAAGUAUUGCAAUUAGCUUCUGCAAGAGUAAGUCGUGUGAAUUAUGUGAAUCACAUCAGCCAAUAAAAGUAAUUUCCAUGAACUUUGUAUGGUUUUAAAUGGUUUAAUAAAGAAUUUCAGCU